Molecule: messenger RNA, 473 nt
Organism: Copidosoma floridanum
Lineage: Eukaryota; Metazoa; Arthropoda; Insecta; Hymenoptera; Encyrtidae
Source: RefSeq, a predicted model, not a curated record
AUGGAUAAAAUGGAACAUUUAAUGUCACGUAUUCCAGAAAAAAUACUUUAUUUGGAAGAUUCAUUCAAUUUCAAGUUUGCUCCAUACGUAAAAACUGCUGGUACAGUACUUCUUGGAUGGUUAGUUGUAUCAUGGAUGUGGCACGUAUGUACAUUUUUAAUCCAGAUUACUUUGAUGCUCUUUGCACCAGCGAUAGUAAGUGCUCUGGCGAUAGUAUUGAUUUGUCCUUCAACACUCGAUUGGAUUAUGCAACAGCUUAAACCAACGAUGACGAUUUUUUUCCCGGUUCUAAUGCGAAAAUUUGAAUUACUGUCGAGGACUUGGAUGGACGAAAGCUGAUGUAAAAUGUUUUUUCUGAAUUGAAAGCUAGUAACUAUUUUGUUGAUUUUGAAAAAAUGUAUUUCUUAUUCUUUCAAAUGCACAAAAUAACAAGGAUUGAAAUAAAUAAUGUUUACAUUUUGUAGCAAGUAUGA